Messenger RNA from Dermacentor andersoni, 1583 nucleotides. RefSeq lists its product as uncharacterized. Lineage: Eukaryota; Metazoa; Arthropoda; Arachnida; Ixodida; Ixodidae. The record is from RefSeq and is a predicted model, not a curated record.
AUGUCCGAGACUGCCAAAAUCAGAAGUGUCUUCGAAGGGAUAGAAAACGAUGCUUGCAACAUGGUACUUGCCAAGAAUCCUCAGUCCGUCAUAAACAUCAUCACUGUCAUGGACAGGGAGGUAUUGAGGUUCCUGAAGUUUGCCGAAGAGCAGUGCGAGGGCGACCUCGAGUUGCUCGAGAGGGCCGCCUUUGUCGCCCGGGAUGUAAUGAAGAUGCCUUUACUGCUCGACCCAUGUACGCAGCAAAAUGAAGGAGGUGCCCGCUGCUGGAUGUUGACUCAUACGGAAAAGUUGAACGAGCUCCUGAACCCCUUCGGCAUUGACUUUGACGAACUGCGCGAAGGCAGCCUAGACUUCAACAUGAUCCGCGACGAUCCCAUGGCUCCGUACGACCCCAAAGCUGCGGUGCUCUUCUUGGCUACAUUGUGGUUUCUGCGCGAGCACCGCUGUUUCUCGGGCGUCAGCCUGAACGUGUCAGUGCUGGAGCGGUUUCACCCGGUGCAGUUCCUGCAACACAUCACGUUCUCCAAGCGGGUGGUCACGGCCCACCUGACCGGCGUCGAGGGAAUCGAGCUCCCUUUCGAAGUGUGCCCUCUGGUUCGGCUUCUCGACCAAACGGAGCUGCUUACGCACGUCAGCCUCGACAGGGUAACACUAAUGGAAGCUGAGGGGACAUGUCUGUCUUCGCUGGUGGUUACCAAUCCCGGACUCCACUGUUUGGCCCUUCGGAACGUAACCAUAAAAGACUCCGUUCUGGCCAGACUCGCGCAGGAGUUCAAAGAGCACCGCCGACCGCGAGAGUUCGAACUGCGAGGGAGGAUCCGCUACAGUACGACACGCACUGAACUGGUCUCGGGGCUGCUGGACAGCUCCUUGCAAAUUCUAAGCCUCGAUAUCACGUGCGAUCUGACCCCGCUGUUCGAGAAGCUCAAGGACAACAAGCAGCUGAUGGAGCUAGAGCUCGGACGCUGUUGCCCAGUCGCCGUCUGUCUAGACGCACUAGCUUCUGCUCUGGCCCAAAAUGUGACGCUGCGGCUACUCACUCUGAGCCUCGACAUGGCGUGGAUGUCGGCCACAAGUUGCUCCUGGAAGCACUUGGGAGACCUGGUUGAGAACAGCUGUGGGCUGGAAACUUUGUGUCUCCGCGAUUCGUGUCUCGGAAUUCACGCUGUGCGCCCGAUCAGCGAGGCCAUGAAAGCGAACGAGAACCUACAGACGCUGAACCUGAUGGGCUGCGGAUUCUCCUGCGCCGACGCCCUGUUGUUCGUGCGGGCCCUUUCUCAAAACGCUUCACAGCUUAUGAAAGUGAAACUCGGCGUCUUAACGGGAAAGGAAGGCGAAUGUAGCCAGCUUUUCCGAGAGAUCCUGGCUGGUGGGCUGCUGAAUCGCCUUGAGUGGGUUUUCAGCAACCCUUUGUAGACAGGUUUUCAGGCAUGCGCGUCGUGUGAGAUGCCGCAGGCUACGUCACUAGCCACCGGCUGCCUUCGACUCAGCUGGCUCGGCGCCAUGCGUAGACACUCGGGCAGACGCAUCAAUGCCAGUUUGCGUGAGUGCAAAAAUAAAGUCGCCAAUGUUGCUUCAGA